UGAACUCCUGACCUCAGGUGAUCCUUCCGCCUUGGCCUCCCAAAGUGCUGGGAUUACAGCUGUGAGUCACUGCACCUGGCUGCUGGUGAACUUUCAUAGUUGCCCUUCAUUUUAUUCAGACUGGCCAGGUAUUCAAGAUUCUACUUUCUGCUGCCAAUUUUUUUUUUUUUUUCUUCUCUCCCAUGAUUUCUUCCUCCCUUCUGCCCCCAGGGCCCUUCAGGUCAAGCCAAGCUGGCUCACUUGGUCUGUCUCCUAUGCAUGUCCUGGGCUUAACUAUUUCUUGGCUGUCCACCUGCCAUCCUAGAGUGCCCUCUGGACUCUUGCCUGGUGGGACUUGCUGACAAGGUGGAUUGGUGCUCCAAUGACCCUAACAAAACUCUGUCAUCUAUCUCAUAUGGAGGCCUUGCUGACCCAAUAGAAACGUUCCCUUUAUAUUCCCAGAGAAGAGCUCUGUUCUGUCUGCUCUCCCGAAGUCCUGACUUGCAAGGGCACUGGAAGGCGGGUGGGGAGGGUAUAUGCAGCAGAAAUGAGGGGGCCUUAUUUUUCUAAUCUGUUUAUUGUACUUGUACUACCACAUGGCCUCCUAAGAUUCUUCUACUUCUGUAGAAAGUGUGAUCCUCUUUAGAAAGCCUCUGGCAUUAAGUCAGGAGUAAAGAAACUUGUGAAACCCCAUGGCUUCUGCAGGACAACUCCUGUGUAUCAGGGGAGGAAAGGCUCAGAUGCAAGCUUGGCAAAAGCUUUUUGCUGGAGAAAUCUCUGGGAAAAGGGAUGCUCAUCAAAUGCUUGCUGGGAGUGUCCAUGGGCAAGGUGCAGCCACCCUCUCCCUUGACCUUGACUUCUUUUCCACCUUUUUGUGACCUGGCUAAGUCAACCUUCCAUGUGGUCCUUACAACGACUGGAGUUAAGUUGACUAUGAUUCCCUAUUCUAGGUCAAGACUAAUGUCUUCUGAAGACUUAGCAGAGAUCCCUCAACUCCAAAAGCUGUCUGUCCCACAUAGCUUCCAGAACAAGGAGGCUGUUAGCUCCCCAACACCAUCCAUCACCCUUAGCCAGGUGCCCGACCUCCAGCCUGGGUCCCAGCUGUUUACUGAGAUACACCUGGCCAAGAUAGAGAAAAUGUUUGAGGAGGACAUCAACUCGGCUGGAGCCCUGGGCAUGGACGCCUUCAUCAAGGCCAUGAAGAAAGUUCUAAGCAGUGUGUCGAAUGAGAUGCUAAAGGAGCUGUUUUUGAAGGUGGACUCAGACUGUGAAGGCUUUGUCACCUGGCAAAAGUAUGUGGAUUACAUGAUGUGUGAGUUCCAGGGAAAAGAAGACAUGCAAAAGAGCCAGUACCGCCUGCACUUCUACCUUCCCAUGAGGGUCGUCCCCCUGAACCAUGGCUGUGAGGUGGUGAAGGUGGUGUUUUUAAUCCACCGGUUCAAGAAGAUCGGGUGUUUCCUGACUGUCACCAAAGACGGCAUCCUGCAGUUCUGGUCUGAGUCCUUCUCGCUGAUCAGCUCCUUUAGGCUUAACCAGACCCAGCAGCUCUACAACCAGCCGAUGUGGGUCGUCGACAUGGUAUGUCUGCACAAUAUGAACCUCAUUGCAGUUGCGUCUACCAAGCAGAAGAUAGAUUUCUUUGAUAUUGGUGACCGCAAAUAUGUCCCGGCCUUCACCUUUAUUGAUCUGGACAGCUGUGCCCUGGUCAUGGACUACUGGUCUGACUAUCACAGAGGUGUAUUCUGCUAUGGGGACGCCAAAGGCAAUGUCAUUGUCUUCACCUCCGAAAACGUGACCAGUGGGCUGUUCAACCCCCGUAUUCUCCCCAGGGCCUCCAAGUGGGAUCACUGGAUCAAAGUUUCCAUGCGUAAACUCUUAAAUGAGAAGUCUGCUUUGUAUAGAAGCUACCGGCUGAAGGCUCUCCAUCCCAACUGGUGUCAGCAGGUCAAGUUCAUCCCCCAGAUGAACCUGGUGGUCUCCUGUUCGGCCAUCGAGAAGUCCUCUCUGGUGCUGACAGUAUUGCCAGCCAAAGCCUCUGAAAAACCCAAGUUGUCAGUGCUGCAUGUAAGGAAAGGGAUUCUUUGCUUUGAUUACUGCCCAGAGAGGAACUUCCUGGUGACUCGUGGCUACGAUGCCUUCAUCCGCCUGUGGAACCCCUUUGUCUCAAAGAGGCCCGUGUGGCUGAUGAAGGGACACCAGACCUCAGUGACACACAUCCUCGUGGACAGCAGGAACAGCAGCAUCCUCAUCAGUGUCUCCAAGGACAAGAAUAUUCGCGUGUGGGACAUGCUGGACUACAUAUGCCUCCAGUCCUUCUGCGGGAAGUUUUUGGCCCUGGGAAACUGCCCCAUCACCAGUGCCUACUUCUUCGAGAAGGACAAUACCCUCAUCUGCAGCACCUACUCAAUUGGGAUCCUAAAAGGGUACUUAGAGGCCCAGGGGCCUAUCAAAGCAAGGAAGAGGCCCACUCACUGCUCACCCCUGUGUGCUGUCCUCUACAGCAAGAUCUUUAAGCAGGUGGUGAGUGGCUGCCUGCGCGGCACCGUGAGUGUGUGGGAGGUCGUGACGGGCAGGAAGACGAUGGAGUUCUCUGUGUCUGGGGGCCAGCACGUGGAGCUGACUGCCAUGGCCCUGGAUGAGUCAGAGCGGUGCCUGCUCACAGGUUUGCGGGAUGGCACAAUGAAGAUGUGGAACUACAACAUUGGCAAAUGCCUGUUGACCUUUCCCAAUCCGGACCAGCUGGAGAUUAGUGGGAUUAUCCAUAUGAACAAAGUGUUCUAUGUGACAGGAUGGAGUAAGAGAAUCACGCAUUUUCUGUUCCACAAGACCAAGCCGGUGCUCUUAUGCUACCACUGGCAGACCUACCACACGGAGGACAUCCUGAGCAUGGCCAAGUACCAGAACCAGUUCCUCGGGACCUCCUCCUACAGUGGGGACAUCCUCUUCUGGAACACCGGCACACUCAAGCCCAUCUUCAACUUCAACGCCUCUAGGAGUCCCUUGCCCUUGCAGCCCAAGAGGAAACCUUCCAGUGCUGCUGACACAUCCAUGCAGCCAGGCAAGAUCCACAGCAAACAGUCCAUUUACAAAGAGGAUGAAACAAGAAAAGCAGAAUUGCAGAAGAAUAUGUUGUUUCAGUCCAGUGCCUCGGUGGAGAAGAUAAUCUUCCUGCAGACCAGGCCUCGCCUGCCAUACACGGCUGCCCUGCUGAGCAGCUGCAUGGACGGCUACAUCUACGCCUGGUCCCUCCACGGGAGCGGAGGCCUGCUGGGGAAGUUCCCUGUGGACCUAGACAAUGAAAAUGUUGUUGUGGGUGCCAUGGCCACUGAUAAAAAUGACUGGAUCCUCAUCACGGGGGAUUGUAAAGGAUACAUCAAGAUCUGGGACAUCAAGGAUUACUGCAUGUUGAUUGAUAAACAGCCAUUCCAAUCCAGUGUGGCCAAGGUUGUCUCUGAAGCAUACAACAAGUUCCGGUUAUUAAUUCCUCAGCAGCUUGGGACCAGCUUCCCGCACUACAUUCCCUUGGAGGAUAAAGAGGUUGUGGCUGGCCAUACCAUUUCCCUGGUUCCCCCCACGCUCCUGAUUACCUGGAAGGGCCAUUUGGAUAGUGUGGCAGACAUCCUGUAUGUGGACAACUUCCAGUUGGUUAUCAGCGCUGGCCAGGACCGGGACGUCAAGGCUUGGAAACUCUCCGGUGAUGCCAUUGGAACAUUUGGCCUGAGUGUGUGGAAAAGACUACAGGAUGCCCGUGAUGGUCCUCAUGAAAACAGAGCAAGCUUAGAGGAAGAGGGCGGCUCCACUGGCACCACCCAGAAGGCCUUCCAUCUGGAACUGCAGGAGCAGCGGGAUCUGGCUGAGGCCCUGAUAUACCAGCGGCGAGAGCAGGCGGCGCUGAUGGCCCUCCUGCAUGGGAAGGCAGAUAAGGAGACAGAAGCUUGGGCCAGGCUGCAGAAGAUGGCCCUGAUGUCCCCAUGGGCUGGAGAGCGCCCCCUGGAAGACACUGAGGACAGCUGGAGCAAGUGGGAGUCCAGGGACAAGCAGGUGAGCAAAGUCUUGGGAGCGGCGUAUAAGCCCAAGGAACGCUUGCGGAAUACCAGGUUCCUGUCCAUGAGGGUGCCGUAUGGCUGGAUGAAGCAGCAGAUCUCGCCUCAGGUCUACCAAAGCCUGCACUUCAAUGAUCUGAUGCCCACCCAGCAGCCCGACUUCCUGACCAGCAGGGGCCCAGACCAGCAGGACCAGCACAUCCGCCUGGUAGCCCACGAUGUCCAGAAGGACCUGGUGCCCAGCAGGGAGCAGGCUGUGCUGGAUACCAUGGACAGCACGCCUGCAGCCACCUCCUCCCCAUCUUCCUUGUUAUCUGUCACCGCCUCAGCCUCCAGGCUGCUGGACUCCAGCUUGCCUGCCUUCCUGAGGCCCCAGUUCUCUUUCUUGCUGCGGCCCCAGUCGGCCUCCACGGCCCAUUCCACCCCCUCGGUCCCAUCCCCAGUGUCCAAGUCCACCCUGCAGAGGUCAGCAACCCCCAAGCACAUUGUCUCCUCCCUCGAGCGGCCCCCAAGGCCUCUGAAGGCCACCUUCAUGUCCUCUGUGAAGGAGGGCUCCCAUGUCAGGUUCUGAGGUGCUCUGCCAUCUUCUCUAGUCCUGCAGCAGGGCCACCAGGCCCAUGGCGGGCCUGCAUGUCCCUGGCUUAUUCCCUACCAGACCCAGAGGAUGUGGCUCUUCCCCCGGCCGCCCCACUUGCCUCUCUGGGGAAGUCCACCUGUCUCCUAAUCUUAUCUUCUCUCUGGCCCUGCACAGAGCCCUGGGGCAGAAAAUAAAUGUUCUCAGCUGUGGGCGUUCACAGGCGA
Messenger RNA from Chlorocebus sabaeus (green monkey), 4823 nucleotides. RefSeq names its product EF-hand calcium binding domain 8 (gene EFCAB8). The record is from RefSeq and is a predicted model, not a curated record. Gene Ontology annotation, molecular function: calcium ion binding; protein binding. Lineage: Eukaryota; Metazoa; Chordata; Mammalia; Primates; Cercopithecidae.